Coccidioides posadasii C735 delta SOWgp is the source of this 768-nucleotide messenger RNA. RefSeq lists its product as uncharacterized. The record is from RefSeq and is a predicted model, not a curated record. NCBI's taxonomy places the organism in Eukaryota, Fungi, Ascomycota, Eurotiomycetes, Onygenales, Onygenaceae.
AUGGAAGACGGCUCCCAAUUGUCUGGAGAAAUCCGUUCGCCAGUUGAAGAGGAUGAUUAUCCCUCUGUAAAGGGAGAAGAUGAUAAUAUGAAGCUUAUCCUAUCUGGAUAUUCCUUUGGAUCGAUGUUGGCCACCCUUCUUCCUUCGGCGGUUCAAGUUGUUGAGACGUUUUCAUCCGCCGAGGAUGAUAGCUCAGCUAUGAAGAUCAGGCGAAUAGCACUUGAAUUGGCGCGUGAACACAGCUUAUCCAUCAGGUACGAGGUUGCUUUCCACGCAUUGCUCCCUGUCUUCUCACGCUCUCAAGGAAUACUAAAUGCAAGAAGGCCCGCUACUCCCUCUGGAGCAUGUAACUAUCAACCAGAAUCGCGGGUAUCAGGGCGGAUAGGCAAGGGAGUAGAGACAAUCAAUCCGUCGCCUCCGGAUGUUCACUAUCUCCUGGUCUCCCCGAUACUACCUCCGGUGUCACUUUUCGUGACCAUGUCGUUUUUCGCUUCACAUAAAAAUCUUAGCACAACCGUCGACGGGUCUUCGAUCACUGGGCUUCUACCUGAAGAAGCGCUGACAAGUCAUCGAAGCCUCGCCAUCUACGGGGACAGUGACUUCUUUACUUCGAUCAAAAAGUUACGAGACUGGUCUCGUGAACUAUCGAGUAAACCCAAUUCGUCAUUCGAGUUCUUAGAAAUCCGAGGAGCAGGUCACUUUUGGCGCGAAAACGGAGUAGAAUUUUUAUUGAAAAGCGCCAUACGAGACUUUUCGUUGGCGAGGUAG